GGUGAGAAAGUAGGCGCCAAGUUCAACUGCCAAAUCGGAAAGCUCAGAAGCAUUUCAAUGAUGUUGAUCAAAGCUUCCGUUUCCAAAGCUUGGAAACACCAAAGGCUAAAGGAGUUCAAAUUAUACACAGCACAUCAAUCCAAUCUCAGUGAAAUUAUAUCCACAAACAUUGCUAUAAGCAAUUAUGCAAAACAAUCAAAACUGGAUGUUGCCCGCCAACUGUUCGACCAGAUGCCUCAGCGAACUGUCGUGUCGUGGAACACUAUGAUAUCUAGCUACUCAAAGCAUGGACGAUUCAGUGAAGCUCUAUUUCUAGUUUACUCCAUGCACCGCAGCCAUAUGAAGCUCAGUGAAUCCACGUUCUCGUCGGUUUUGAGUGUUUGUGCUCGUUUGAGGUGUUUGCGCGACGGGAAGUUGAUCCAUUGUCUUGUUCUAAAAUCUGGGUCGGAGAGUUUUGAGCUUGUGGGGAGUGCUUUGCUGUAUUUUUAUGCAAGUUGCUUUGAAAUUGGGGAGGCACGGCGGGUUUUUGAUGUGUUGGUUCGGAGGAAUGAGGUGUUGUGGAGUUUGAUGCUUGUGGGGUAUGUGACUUGUAAUGUGAUGGAUGAUGCUUUGAGUGUGUUUGUGAAGAUGCCGAGGAGAGAUGUUGUUGCCUGGACGACUUUGAUUUCUGGGUUUUCUAAGAAUGGGGAUGGUUGUGGGAAGGCCUUGGAGAUGUUUAGGUUGAUGAUGAGGAGUGGUGAAACGACUCCAAAUGAGUUUACUUUUGAUUGUGUGGUGAGGGCUUGUGGUAGACUCGGGAUUUUGAGUGUAGGGAGGACUGUUCAUGGGCUUUUGAUGAAAUGUGGGUUGGAAUAUGAUCCCUCAAUUGGAGGGGCUCUUGUUGAGUUCUAUUGUGAAUGCGAAGCUAUUGAUGAUGCCUUGAGAGUGUGUAAAGGUGUUGUUAACCCGUGUUUAAAUGCUUUGAAUUCCUUAAUUGAAGGGCUUAUAUCGAUGGGCAGAAUUGAGGAUGCUGAGCUGGUUUUUAACGGAAUGACAGAGAUGAAUCCAGUUUCAUAUAACUUAAUGAUUAAAGGGUAUGCAGUUGGUGGUCAAAUGGAUGAUUCUAAGAGAUUGUUUGAGAAAAUGCCUUGCAGAACUAUAUUUUCUUCAAAUACUAUGAUUUCGGUGUACUCUAGGAAUGGAGAAAUUGAUAAAGCUUUGGAGCUUUUUGAAGAAACUAAGAAUGAAAAAGAUCCUGUGACAUGGAAUUCAAUGAUAUCGGGUUAUAUUCAUAGUGGUCAACCUGAAGAGGCUUUGAAACUAUAUAUAACAAUGCACAGAUUAUCAAUACAACAAACUCGAUCUACAUUCUCUGCUCUGUUCCAUGCAUGUUCAUGUCUUGGAUCCCUUCAGCAAGGACAAUUACUGCAUGCCCAUCUGAUUAAAACACCAUUUGAAUCAAAUGUUUAUGUUGGAACAUCCCUCAUAGAUAUGUACUCCAAAUGUGGGAGCAUCAUGGAGGCUCAAACAUCUUUUGUGAGCAUCUUUUCACCCAACGUGGCAGCUUGGACGGCUCUGAUCAAUGGUCAUGCAUAUCAUGGGCUCGGGUCUGAGGCAAUUUCACUCUUUGAUCAUAUGAUAGAGCAAGGAUUAGCCCCAAAUGGAGCUACUUUUGUUGGAGUUCUGUCUGCUUGUAGUCGUGCAGGUCUGGUCAAUGAAGGAAUGAAAUUUUUCCACUCAAUGGAGAGAUGUUAUAGUGUAACCCCAACAUUAGAACACUAUGCAUGUGUGGUUGAUCUUCUGGGCCGAUCAGGCCAUAUACGAGAAGCAGAGGAGUUUAUCAAGAAGAUGCCACUUGAAGCAGAUGGGGUUGUCUGGGGAGCAUUGCUUAGUGCUUGUUGGUUCUGGAUGGACCUGGAAGUGGGUGAGAGAGUGGCUGAGAAGAUGUUUAGUUUUGAUCCCAAGCCAAUCUCUUCUUAUGUUAUUUUGUCCAACAUAUAUGCAGGGCUAGGGAGGUGGAGGGAGAAGAUGAUGGUAAGGAAGAUAUUGAGGGGUUUCAAAGUGAAGAAGGAUCCUGGAUGUAGUUGGAUUGAGCUUAACAAUAAAAUUCAUGUGUUCUCUAUAGAAGAUAGAUCCCAUCCAUAUUGUAAUAUGAUUUAUGCAACUUUGGUGCACCUAACAGCAAAUAUAAACUCAGUUGUUCAUUUUGAUCAUGUUUCUAUACCAAUAACACAGGCUGUUAAUUUCAGCACACCAUCCUUUAAUUAGCACAUUUUCAGAUUUCUAGUCUUCUGCUGGUGGCUGAUCUAUCUGAUUUAAAAUAAUCUCUUAAGAUUCAUCUUCUUCCUUCAUACUUCUGUGAUUUCAUUGCCUUAUUGUGCUGUUAUUGCACAUUUUUAUGUUUGUAAUGUCUCAACUGCACUUCAUGGAUGGUGUUUUGAUUUUAUACUUUUAUUCACUCAAAGUUUUGUUUGUUUUUGUUUUUAUUUUUGAUCAUUGAGCUCAUUUCUUUCCUCAAUCUUCUCCUUUUCUUGGAAUACCCGAGUUUAUUAGCAAGUUCACAUCUUGUAUCAUUGAAUUUGUAGUUUGUAGACAGUGCCCCAUCAGAUGUAGUUUGUAGACAUUCCUGGUUUUCCAUAUGAAAUAACUAGAAUAGCCCUGAAAAGGUGCCUAUCAAAAAAAAAAAUAGCCCUGAAAAGGCACUGAGAAUUUUUUUACUUCCACAUGGCCUGUCAACUACUUGGUGAAAUCUAUGACUCCGAAUGGUUUAUCACACUUUAUGGUCAGUGGGAUGACCAUAAAGGAGGUAUAAGUGAUACUCCACUGUUCAUGAUUACAAUAGGCAUUCUUCUUCAAGGCAUCUUUUAGUUGUUUCAGUGAUUUGUAAAUGGGUUGGUUUCAUGGCAGGUCCUCGAAUCUGACGGCUUACAAUUGUGAAACAAAAUAUUCCUCAGCCUUGACUUGUGGUUUUGUCAAAUUGAAAGAUUGUUGUGCUGUCAAAUCAAGUAAUGAUGGCUGACAAGGAUUUGCUAUUGCUGAAUGGGUUCUCAGCACAUAUUCUUUAUGCACAGCUAAAGUGGAUUCACAAAUCUUUCUUCUCGUGUCUGCUGGCAACAGUGACGUUGAUUAGUGAGAUGCUGCUUUUGCCUUUUGGGCACCUAAAACUCUGAUCAUUGUUUAGCAUUUAAGAGAUUGGGUUAUUUAGAAGAACAGAGUUAUGAAAUUAAGUAUGAGAAAAGUUGGCUCACCACUACCACCAGGGGAGAACCAUACAUUGCUACAGAGGCAACUAGUCCAACGCUGCCAACAAACAUCUUGCGGUGAUGGUGAUCAUGGAGCACAAAAGAUGAGAUAAUAGCGGUGAUGCAGAACACUGUGACAACAGCUGAUGAAGCUUUACGACCACUAAAUUCCCUUAAUCAGAUGCAUCAAACCACGGCCAUCAGCUUACAGACUCAUGGAAGGAAUCCCAUCGUUUUGCACAGGUUGUUUCCUCGCUCGGCCACUUGCUGAUGGGAAAUGUUCUUUGGAUUGCAGGUAUGUCUAAUGGGGGAUGAACUCAAGCAACCAUGUGGGAGGUUGAUGGGAAAUCUUUUAUGUAUUGUCAACAUUGAUGCUGGGUUUUGAACCAAAUGAUAGAUGAGAAAUGGGAAUAUAUUCCUCUGCUAAAA
Vitis riparia (riverbank grape) is the source of this 3650-nucleotide messenger RNA. RefSeq names its product pentatricopeptide repeat-containing protein At1g28690, mitochondrial-like. The transcript is spliced from 3 exons. The record is from RefSeq and is a predicted model, not a curated record. Bases 58 to 2247 code for a protein of 729 amino acids. Gene Ontology annotation, molecular function: protein binding; RNA binding. Gene Ontology annotation, biological process: RNA modification. NCBI's taxonomy places the organism in Eukaryota, Viridiplantae, Streptophyta, Magnoliopsida, Vitales, Vitaceae.